Messenger RNA from Colletotrichum destructivum, 2796 nucleotides. RefSeq lists its product as uncharacterized. The transcript is spliced from 2 exons. The record is from RefSeq and is a predicted model, not a curated record. NCBI's taxonomy places the organism in Eukaryota, Fungi, Ascomycota, Sordariomycetes, Glomerellales, Glomerellaceae. The coding region runs from base 1 to 2796 and encodes 931 amino acids.
AUGGCGCGCGCUGACGAGAUUGCGGCUCAGGAAGCCUUUAACCGAGGGGAAGUGACAGAUGGCAGAUUGAGGCAGGGGUCAAUUGCUGCUACCGAGGCUCCAAAUCCCAGUCAACAGGCACCCAUUCACGAUGCGAGGCUACCAGAGGACAGUAUACUGGAGGAAGUGAGAGAGUACAUGUUGACAGCAAUAAACACAAGAAUGCAACAUCAUCCUGCGCUAUCGGAAACAUGUUUCAAAGUCGCCGAUGAACCUCUUAUCCAUCGCUCCAAGGAGAAAGGGCAUCGGUCCUUCAAUCAGUUAGUAGCCGAGCUGGUCGGCCGAUACAGUGGUGUCAAGAAAGGCAAAAAUACAUACUCCAACGAGUCUGUCCUCCAGACCUUGACCGGACGCAUGAAUAUGCCCUGGGAAAGUGUUGAGGAUGCACGCACUUGCAUGGAGGACCUUGGAAUUGAAAUUAAGGACAAAGUACAUGGGAACAGAUCGGUUGUCCAGUACGUCAACACUAUGGUGAAAAAGCAUCAUGGGCAACAAUCAGCACAAUCUUCCAAGCUAUCGUCCCCUCCUCCAUCGACCCCUCCUCAGAAUCAACAACUGCCCUCUCCUCAACAGCAGAAGCCACCACACCCUUCUCCCCGUAAUCCACAGGUCCUGUCACCUCCUCCUUCUGAGCAACAGCAAGCAAUACUUUCUUCACCUCAGAAUCAACAGCCGCACCUUCCACCUCCUCCUUCUCAGCAGCAGCAACCACUACUUCCUCCUCAACAGCAACAGCAACAGCAACAGCAACAGCAACAGCAACAGCAACAGCAACAGCAACAGCAACAGCAACAGCAACAGCAACAGCAACAGCCACAGCCACAGCCACAGCAACAGGAUCAGGAUCAGGAUAUAACGGACUUGACUCAAAAUCUGGAGGCGGCUUUCAACCCAUCCAAACACCCACAACAUGUUGAAGCUGGUUUUAAAUCUAACCCGCAGUUCCAGGAAGAAAUCACGUUCAAGGCAGACUCAGGCCUGCCCAUGACACCAGCUAGAAAGCGAGCUGAGAGGCAUCACACCCCAAGUCCAACCCCAAGUCAACAACCUGAUGCACAAGGUGACAUUCCGAUGCCAGCCGCACGACCAACUCUUGGCUUGAGGCCGUCACGAAUGAGAAACAGCGAGGCCCUUGAGCCUGUGCCAUAUUCGUCGAAUUAUCCGCCCAUGGACAUGAAUAUGGGGGACACGGUUUCUUCUAUUGACUCGCCACCUCAUCAAAUGCAAAGGCUUAAUCAUGAUAUAUCGACGAACCGGCUAGAUGGUCUGACCUUAGAAGAAUUGCAAAGAGAGAACGAGGAGAUAAACUCCAGGAUCCAGGAUUUACAGAGAAUUCGAUCCCAGUCCCAGCAACCAACUGCAGGCCAGAUCAAUUCGCAGACACAGCCAGGCCAGACCUUCCAAGAUCAGUCAGAACAGACCAAAUUCCAGACCCAGACAGACCAGACCUCACAAAACCAAUCAAGACCGUCCAAUAAGACAUCGCGCGAGACUUAUAACGAAGACGCACCUGUUGACGAGUAUGAGGAAGACGUUCCUGUCGACAAUGAGGCAACAGUGCGUUUCAAGAAAGGUUAUUGGCGUUUCGAAUGCACCGACCCUGAGAACCAAAACAAAGUGUGGGCUAGGGUUGAAGGCAAAUUGAGAAUUAAGGGACACAUUAUGGUAUCAUUGGACCCCAUUCCUCUGGAGAACGGGCGUCCUAGAAGGCACUACGCCUUCAGCAACAAUCAAGUACCGGUCGAUCCGCAGAACAUCCCGAGGCUGAAAAUGGGUACCCGACAGCAGAUUGAGAACUAUAGCGGUAACCUACGGCCAAUUGGGGCUGGUUACACCUUGACAGAUGCUUUUGAGGUCCAGCAGAACAGCAAGCGAUGGGCAUGCUUUGCAGAGGACUUUACGGAACAUGGGCCCAACGUCGAUCUGGGACCCGGCCCUGUGUCAAAGCAAACAUGGUUUACCUUCAGUGACUGUCGCUACAGAUUCAAAGGCUCGAACUGGCGGGUCUUCGAAAGCGUAUGGGCAAGAGCUGGACAGUCUGACCCUCGCCAACCUAAACCGAAGCGCGACCGGGAGAAGCUGCAGCAUCGGGGUAUGACAACGCGAAAUAGUGCGAAAGCUUCCGCUUGGGAUCGGGCUCACAGUAGCGCUCCCGUUUUAGGGAAAAGUGGAGUUCGUCUUUCGUUGCCUCCAGAGAAGCAUAGGUCUUUCAAGAGCAAGUCACCAAGUCGUAUUAUUGAAGGGGAGAGCGAGGACGAGAACAAUUACGUGGACGAUGACGAAGAUGAGUACGUGAACGAAGAUGAGUCCGUGAACGAAGAUGAGUCCGUGAACGAAGAUGAGUCCGUGAACAACGACGAGUACGUGGACGAAGAUGAGUACCUAGACGAAGAUGAACAAUCCAGCCAAAGUCAACAAACCGUCCAGAGUCAACAGUUCCAGCAGCCCGUCCAGUAUCAACAGCCAAUCCAGUACCAACAGCCUAUCCAGUACCAACAGCCCAUUCAGUACCAACAGCCCAUUCAGUACCAACAGCCUAUUCAGUACCAACAGCCCGUCCAGUUUCAACAGUCCAUCCGGCGGCAACAGUCCAACCAGAGCCAGAGAAGCACCAACAAGAACCAAAAACCCUCCAAACAGAGUCACCUGCCCAUCCGAAAUCAACAAGGCCAGCAAUUCAACCAUACCAACAACCAAUUCGGACGCUUCGGCCUACCCAGUAUCAACAUCCCGUCCAGUAUCAACAGCCUGAUCUAA